CACGGCUCGAGAUCCGCAGCACAGCAUGACGGCGCUGCUGCAACUUCGACUCAAAUUUCAAUCUUCGACAGCAUGAUCCGCACCUCUCCCCACUCUUUGCCACUACCAUCUUCGCCUCAUCACUGGCAAGCGGAAUGUUUAACCAGUCACCACCCUCGCGAUCCAGAGGAAGUCGACUCUCCAACGCCGACCGGGAACGCAUUCCAGAGUGUGAGAAGAUACAACGAGAUGAGAAACGUCGGAAUGCUAGCUGGUCCCAACUCCCGCCCCACCGAACUAGUAAGGUACCGCGGGCUCUGAGCUAUGCCUUGCCACCAAACCGUAUGGCUUCCAAGCUUGGCUCUCCACCUACUCCCCUCACACAUGGAUGUCCUUUUCGCCCUCAAAUAGGACAACACCGGUGGUCGUCACCAGACUCUCGGCUGCAACGCGUGGAGACCGAACCUAUCUCCAUCGUCCGCAUCCCCUCCCGAGACGUGCUUACGUGCAAGAACGGGCCUUUGUUUUGCGAGGAUGCAGCCCCCAUUAUACGCAUGCGCUCCAAGCGCAAGAACGUGCUACUCAACUCUCUACUCUAUCCAACCGAUGACUUGGACUGGAGUGUACCUUUUGAUAGGCAUCGACGCCAAGUGGAGCAGCCUUGUAUGAUGGUACAAUUUCCAUCGCCGUCACCAUCAUCCUUGUCAUCUGGACGCUCGUGGCUGUCAUCGUUUGGUGGAUCGUCCUUCUCGUCGCGCUCCUCCUGGGCCUCGAGUUUCGUGCGCGCGGAGCAUGUGUCUACCAAGGUCGUCAAGCCUCGUAGGGGUGAUUUACCACGGAUGCUCGUCACAGCUCAUCCACUCCGAGAAGAGCUGCCGUCGAGACGGAUAUCGCGUCCUCGACCUGCUAGUCAAGCUUCGUUGAGUAGCACGUUGGGUCGUUUCUUUCUCACGCUUGGACCACCAGUCAAGAAGAUGCCACACCGUGCACUUGUCACCAGCGCCAGUGUCCAGCUGUUCCUGGGAUUGUCUCCCGACGCCGGGGAGCGCGAACUCAGGUCGCAGGUCACGGUCGAUGAUUACGCACCACUGGCGAUGCUCGUGCCCCUACGUUCUCAAUCGCGAACGUCUGGCUCCCAGCUAAACUACGACGACCCCAUUCAUCGGGCUUAUCGACGCGCAGUAGCUAAUACAGCUUUCCUACGCGUCAUAGCCGUGCAUCGUUGGGCGUACUCCAAAGCUGGCCAUCCACGGAGAACCCUUGUGCAACCGCAGUGGCCUCCUGAAAUCAAGGCCAGCGUCGGCUGCUUCGAUCCUGGGUCCAGUGGUUUACGAUUUGUUUAUGCCAAUGUCGACGAUCAGUUUCCCUUCUGACUAUGUCAACGGGACACCUUGGGAGCGCAUUUGCGUUGUAUUUGUCUUUAUCUCUGAGGACAGUGUUUCUUCUGUAGCUUGUAAUAUCACACCGAUCACACACCCGGCGCGCGCCCAGUGAGUCUAGUGCCAUAAAUGGCAACAGCACGUGCCUCUGUAAAUAACUAAUAGCAAUAACAUUAAUCAAUUACCAGGGAUUUUCUUCAAGG
Mycena citricolor is the source of this 1561-nucleotide messenger RNA. NCBI's taxonomy places the organism in Eukaryota, Fungi, Basidiomycota, Agaricomycetes, Agaricales, Mycenaceae. The record is from the annotation of a GenBank genome assembly.